Molecule: messenger RNA, 1419 nt
Organism: Vigna umbellata (rice bean)
Lineage: Eukaryota; Viridiplantae; Streptophyta; Magnoliopsida; Fabales; Fabaceae
Product: putative serine/threonine-protein kinase PBL15
Biological process (GO): protein phosphorylation
Molecular function (GO): protein kinase activity; ATP binding
Source: RefSeq, a predicted model, not a curated record
GAACAUCAGAAUUCUUUCUCACAAGACCUUAACUUAGGAAAUGAAGGAACCAUCAAAGGCAUGGAGACCCUUCACUGCAAAUUGCUGCUCCACAGAGGACCAAACCGUGUUCAAGAACUUCAGCAGGUGCAAGCCUUCACGUUCUGACUUGUCAAAGAACAUUGCUCCUUUGCCAUCGUUCAGGAGGCUCUCCUUCUCUGAUCUCAGUCGUUCCUCGUCUGUGCGAAUCAAUGAGGAUCUUGCACAGUCUUUUGGGUCGGAUUUGUUUGAUUUUCAGCUGAGUGAGCUGCGUGCCAUAACUCAGAAUUUCAGCAGCAACUUCUUGCUGGGAGAAGGAGGGUUUGGAACUGUGCAUAAGGGCUACGUAGAUGAUAAUCUCAGGCUUGGUUUGAAGGCACAACCUGUUGCUGUCAAGCUUCUUGACAUUGAAGGCUUGCAAGGACACCGUGAAUGGCUGGCAGAAGUGAUUUUUCUUGGGCAGCUAAGACACCCCAAUUUGGUUAAGUUGAUUGGGUAUUGUUGUGAAGAUGAAGAACGAUUACUUGUCUAUGAAUUCAUGCCACGAGGAAGUUUGGAGAAUCACCUCUUCAGAAGGCUAACAUCAAUUCCAUGGGGGACAAGAUUAAAAAUUGCAAUAGGAGCUGCUAAAGGCCUUUCCUUCUUGCAUGGAGCUGAGAAGCCAGUCAUUUAUAGAGACUUCAAGACUUCCAAUGUUUUGCUUGAUUCAGAGUUCACAGCAAAAUUGUCAGAUUUUGGACUUGCUAAAAUGGGGCCAGAGGGAUCCAACACUCAUGUUUCAACCAGAGUAAUGGGCACUUAUGGAUAUGCAGCACCAGAAUACAUCUCAACAGGGCAUUUAACAACCAAAAGUGAUGUCUACAGCUUUGGGGUAGUCCUGCUAGAACUGCUGACAGGAAGAAGAGCAACGGACAAAACAAGACCAAAGACUGAGCAAAACCUUGUGGAUUGGUCAAAACCUUACUUGAGUAGCAGUAGGAGGUUGAGGUACAUUGUCGAUCCAAGGCUUGCAGGCCAAUAUUCUGUGAAGGGUGCAAAGGAAAUUGCCCGUUUGGCAUUGCAAUGCAUAAGUUUGAAUCCUAAAGACAGACCAAGAAUGCCAAUGAUUGUUGAAACUCUUGAAGGCUUACAACAGUACAAGGACAUGGCUGUUACCAGCGGACACUGGCCAGUGUCACAAAAAUCUACUAGGAAUAAAGUCUCCAACAAUAAGACGAAUGUCAACACUAGAGCCGGUGCAAACCACAAGCAACCAUCACCAGUUCUGAGCAAAAAAACUUGAUUGCUACCUUUUAGAAGAUUUCUUUUUAAUGAAGUAUCAUGUGGUGUAAGAGUAAUUAUCAAGCCACCCUAUAUAUAUGUAAUUAAAUGUAUAAAACAUAAAUGCAAUAUAUAUUGAGU